AUGUCCCCCUCGACCGAGUCGUCCUCGAACAGCGAUGCCGGCGCGGGCGACGGCGAGCAGAGGCUGCCGAAGUAUCGACUCGACGCGUUGCCGGCCGAGCUUCUCAAGCUCAUCGUCGUCCUCGUCAAGGAGCAGGACGAACGUCUCGCUCAGCCCCUCUUCCAGAGGCAUGCGCCGCCGCUCAGCGACGGUAUCCGGGCGCUUUCUCGUGUGAGCAAGAUCUUGCGAGCAGCAGUCAUCCCCUACCUCCGUCAGAUCGUCACGCCAAACCAACUCGCGCACCCCCUCUUCCAGUACGGCCGGGUUCCGCCCCCGAUGCUGCAGGCCCUCAAGCUUCUCGACUGCCGCAGGUUUGACCGCGAAAACGCCGUUCCCGCAACCGCGAACCUGGAGCGGCUUCCGAGCCUUGAUUCGCUUCGCAUCAACUGCUACACGUGGGAUCUUGCGCUGGGCAAGACACGGUUCACUUCGCCUGAAUCCGAGUACGAUGAUGACGGCGAACCGAUUCCGCCGCCUCCAGCGCCCAAACCUCUCGAUAGGCUGCAGGCUCAGAUGGCGCAGGAAGCUCUCGAGCUGGCCAAAGCCCGGUUCAGCGCGGUUCAUAUCGAGCAGAUCGAUACGCCUACGCAUCUGAAGCGGCACUUCAAAACGUUCAUCGACGUCGGCGCACUUCGGGGGCUCUCCCUUUCUCCCUGGACCCAAUUCUACGACCCCAGCAAAGCACCUCAUCUCGCCCCGCUUCAGGAAUGUCUACAUCUCGUCACGCUGCGCCUGUCUGGCGACGGCAAGAGCGGCAUCAGCGAACCGGUGCAGCCUGACUUCCUCAUUCGUCUCCCUUCUGUCGAAGAGUUGUCCAUUGACAGCCGGUCGCCACGAAUCGCUCGUGUGAUUGAGCGCAUGGCGCCCAAUGUCCGCACUCUUCGCCUGACCUGCGAUACGUGGGAUAAGAUACCCGCCGAGUUUGCGCCCGCCGACUUGCCGCACCUCGCCAACUUGCACAUACACGCCACAGACUAUCACGUCCAUGCAUUGAGCCUCUUCGCCAAAUGCCCCUAUACAUCAGCAACUUGGACCGAUCCUCGCUGCCUCAUGGUCUUCGGCCCCGACACGAACCUCGCAGAGAUCCUGCCUCUUGAAAUCUUUUCGCCUACCCUUCGCUGCUUGCGCGUCGAAGCGUCGCACAGUGGCACUAUCGCGUCGAGCUUUGAAUCCUAUCGGGCCUUGUGCACGACCCGCGGGAUCGCCUUCGAGUACGACGUUGGAACGCGCGCCGUCGACUUCCUUGUCAACAGCGGCGACGAGGAACUCUCUUCACAGGCUUCGGCCGUGCGCGAAGUGCUCAGAUGGGCGCAGGACAGGGUCGACUGGCUCGAGCAACUCGGCGACAAGGGUGGACUGCACAAGAUGGCCAGGCGCGUGCAGGACCUCAAGACGUGGCAGGUGCUUGACAGGGCGUGA
Molecule: messenger RNA, 1458 nt
Organism: Rhodotorula toruloides NP11
Lineage: Eukaryota; Fungi; Basidiomycota; Microbotryomycetes; Sporidiobolales; Sporidiobolaceae
Exons: 2
Coding region: 1-1458 (485 amino acids)
Source: RefSeq, a predicted model, not a curated record